AUGUUUUCUCUUAAUACCUCAGAAAUUGAAAUCUCCACCUUCCUAUUGGUUGGGAUCCCAGGGUUUGAGAGUGUACACAUUUGGAUCUCCAUCCCCAUCUGCUUUAUGUACCUCCUGGCCAUCCUGGGCAACUGCACCACCCUGUUUGUCAUCAGGACAGAGUCUUUCCUGCAUGAGCCUAUGUACUAUUUCCUCUCCAUGCUGGCCCUAUCUGACCUGGGCUUGUCUUUCUCUUCUCUUCCCUCUAUGCUGAGGAUCUUCUUGUUCAAUGCCAUGGAGAUUUCUGCUGAUGCAUGUAUUGCCCAGGAAUUUUUCAUCCAUGGAUUCACAGGCAUGGAAUCCUCAAUGCUCUUGAUCAUGUCCUUUGAUUGCUUUCCAGCCAUUUGCAACCCUCUGAGGUAUAAUUCCAUUCUUACCAGCUCCAGAAUUUGGCAUCGUGGGCUGAUAUUUGAUAUUAAAAGCAUUCUACUAGUUCUUCCUCUUCCUUUCACUUUAAAUAGACUCAGAUACUGUAAUAAACACCUGCUCUCACACUCCUACUGUCUCCACCAGGAUGUCAUGAAACUGGCCUGCUCUGAUAAUAGGGUUAACUUUUACUAUGGUCUGUUUGUUGCACUCUGCAUGAUGUCAGACAGUGUUUUCAUUGCUGUUUCCUAUGUGUUCAACCUGAAGACUGUAUUGGGUAUUGCAUCCCAUGGGGAGCAACUUAAAGCUCUUAAUACCUGCGUGUCCCACAUCUGUGCUGUGCUCAUCUUCUUUGUGCCCAUCACCACCUUGGCUACCAUACAUCACUUUUCCAAGCAUAAAUCCCCUUUGGCUAUGAUUCUGAUAGCUGAUGCAUUCUUGUUGGUACCACCUUUGAUGAAUCCCAUUGUGUAUUGUGUAAAAAGUUGGCAGAUUAGAGUAAAAAUCCUGGAAAAACUGAGUCUAAAGUCUAAAUGA
Leopardus geoffroyi (Geoffroy's cat) is the source of this 942-nucleotide messenger RNA. RefSeq names its product olfactory receptor 51A7-like. The record is from RefSeq and is a predicted model, not a curated record. The transcript has a single exon. NCBI's taxonomy places the organism in Eukaryota, Metazoa, Chordata, Mammalia, Carnivora, Felidae. Gene Ontology annotation, molecular function: olfactory receptor activity; G protein-coupled receptor activity. Gene Ontology annotation, biological process: G protein-coupled receptor signaling pathway. Gene Ontology annotation, cellular component: membrane. The coding region runs from base 1 to 942 and encodes 313 amino acids.